AUAGAGAACUCUGUGUGUAUUGACACAGAACGGUUUGAUACACUGAAGGUUAAGAAAACAGAGCAAAAUAAUCCCCGGAUUUCUUCCCCCAUACAUCACCGUUUGUCUGCAUAUGGAUUCCCAUAGACAGCCUUAAUCAUCCUCAGUUAUUGUACUAACCGAUGCUGUAGUUUUUAUGCACCGACUGAGAAAUGAUUAUUGAAUCUGAAUCCUUUUAUCGGCUGCUGCUACUGCUGCUUCGAUCUUUCUUUAGUUUCCUGACCUAAUUUGCUCCUCCUGCUGCUGUUGCUUUGUUUCUUGUUUUUUUGAAAAAUAAAAAAAUUCUGGGUUUUGUUUGUGGGUUAUUGUUGAAGUGAAAUUGGGAAGGGGUGAGGGAAGGAAUCAGUUGCUUUUGUUGGAAUUUCUUGUUGUUUUGUAAGUACUUUUAUUGUUUUUUUCGGUUCUCCAUUGUUGGGAAGAAUGAACAGUGGUGAUGGCGGGGGAGAGACUUCAACUGCGGCGGGUGCACCUGCGCCGCUGGAGUGGAAUUUUUCUCAGGUCUUUGGUGAGCGGGCGGCCGGCGAGGAAGUACAGGAAGUGGAUAUCAUCUCUGCCAUUGAGUUUGAUAGAACUGGCGAUCAUCUGGCCACUGGCGAUCGUGGUGGAAGGGUGGUGUUAUUUGAAAGAACAGAUACAAAAGACCAUGGUGGCAAUCGAAGAGAUUUAGAACAAAUGGACUAUUCAGUUGAUCGACAACCUGAGUUCCGUUAUAAAACUGAAUUUCAAAGCCAUGAACCCGAGUUUGAUUAUCUCAAGAGUUUGGAGAUUGAGGAGAAAAUCAACAAGAUUAGGUGGUGCCAGGCAGCUAAUGGUGCCCUCUUUCUUCUGUCUACUAAUGACAAGACCAUCAAAUUCUGGAAGGUUCAGGAAAAGAAAGUGAAGAAAGUUGCUGAUAUAAAUGUCAACCCAUCUAAAGCUUCUGGAAAUGGUGGAAGUACUGCAAGUUCUAGUGUCUGCGCUAGUCCUAGGCAGUGCCUUGAUAAUGGUGGCUGUUCAGAUCAACCUUACAACUCUUUGAGCAACGACUUUUUGUUUCCACCUGGGGGCAUCCCGUCUCUGCGAUUACCAGUGGUAGUCACAAGCAAUGAGACCAGUCUACUUGCAAGAUGUAGAAGAGUAUAUGCUCAUGCACAUGACUACCAUAUCAAUUCCAUCUCAAACAACAGUGAUGGUGAAACAUUUAUAUCAGCUGAUGAUCUCCGAAUAAAUCUUUGGAACCUGGAAAUAAGCAAUCAAAGUUUCAAUAUUGUUGAUGUGAAGCCAGCAAAUAUGGAGGAUCUGACUGAGGUGAUAACAUCGGCAGAAUUUCAUCCUACUCAUUGCAAUAUGUUGGCAUAUAGCAGCUCAAAAGGCUCCAUUCGACUUAUUGACUUGCGUCAAUCUGCGUUGUGUGAUUCACAUUCUAAACUAUUUGAGGAGUCUGAGGCACCUGGCUCGAGAUCAUUUUUCACUGAGAUAAUUGCCUCAAUUUCAGAUGUUAAGUUUGCUAGGGAUGGCAGAUAUUUGUUGAGUCGGGAUUACAUGACCCUUAAGUUGUGGGAUAUCAAUAUGGAUUCGGGUCCUGUGGCCGCCUUCCAGGUUCACGAGUACUUAAGACCAAAGCUCUGUGACUUGUAUGAAAAUGAUUCCAUUUUUGAUAAAUUUGAAUGCUGCUUGAGCGGAGAUGGUCUUCGAGUUGCAACUGGUUCUUACAGCAAUCUAUUCCGCGUAUUUGGUUGUGCUGCUGGUAGCACCGAGGAAACGACUCUUGAAGCUAGCAAGAACCCAAUGAGCAUUUUCUCGAUUCCUCCCAGACGACAUGUCCAGACCCCUUCAAGGCCUUCAAGAGCCCUCGGCAGCAGCAUUACCCGUGUUGUCAAACGCGGCGCAGAAAAUCAAGGAAUCGACGCCAAUGGAAACACUUUCGACUUCUCCUCAAAGCUGCUCCACCUGGCGUGGCACCCGUCAGAGAAUUCCAUCGCCUGCGCCGCUUCAAAUAGCUUGUACAUGUACUAUGCAUAGAAAAAAUGCUCGUCUUCAACCUCCGCCGGGUAAUGAUCUGUGGCCAAAGUGGCCUUUGAAUGUACCAAAAGUGGUCCGGGAUGGACGGAGGAACAAACAAACAAACGAACGAUAGAUCGAAACGGUAGAACAAAUGAACGAACACAAUGAACAAGCUGCGGAUUAUCGACCCUUUUCUCUCAUUUGAUUCAACAGCCAGUAGUGAUCCUUGUUAAAUGUUUCCUUAAUUUAGGUGCUGCUUCUUUUGCAUCUUA
This is a messenger RNA of Andrographis paniculata, 2294 nucleotides long. Its product is annotated as serine/threonine protein phosphatase 2A 55 kDa regulatory subunit B beta isoform-like. The coding region runs from base 460 to 2040 and encodes 526 amino acids. Gene Ontology annotation, molecular function: protein phosphatase regulator activity; protein binding. The transcript has 14 exons. The record is from RefSeq and is a predicted model, not a curated record. Gene Ontology annotation, cellular component: protein phosphatase type 2A complex; cytosol. NCBI's taxonomy places the organism in Eukaryota, Viridiplantae, Streptophyta, Magnoliopsida, Lamiales, Acanthaceae. Gene Ontology annotation, biological process: peptidyl-serine dephosphorylation.